AUGCCGCUCGUUGUUUUAACCGGAUACCCCUGCUCUGGGCUUUCGUACCGCGCCAAACAGCUCGCGGAGCUGUUCGAAAAGGCUCAAGACGAAUUCUUCGCCUCUUCACCGGAGACGUCGAGAGUCCGCUAUAAGAUUCACAUUGUUGCAUCACAUGACUCAUCAUCGUAUCCGCGCACUGUCUACGAUAAUGCUCGGACGGAGAAGGAGGCUCGUGGUGUUGCCUCGUCGCGGGCCAAGCGGGCGCUGGGUCGAGACAGCAUUGUGAUCCUCGAUGGAAUGAACUAUAUCAAAGGUUUUAGAUACCAGCUGUGGUGUGAUGCCAAGGCAUUAGGAACAGCAUCUUGCACGGUUCACGUUGGUACACCGGUCGACCAGUGCGUUGCGAAUAACGAAGCCCGACUGCAACGAGAUCAACGGAGUAAAGAGGCAGAUGAGACUUGCACAUCAGAACAAAAAGAUCUUGAACCCGCAUACCCUCCCGAGCUUCUCAACAACCUCAUCUUCCGAUACGAGGAACCCAGCAUGCACAGCCGCUGGGACAAGCCUCUAUUCACCGUCCCCUGGGCAGAUGCAGAACCGCCCGUCGGCGAUAUCUGGACGGCACUGACAGGACUACCGCUAUCCUCUACACCUCUCGGGCCCGCCGACGAGAACAGCCUCGUUUCGAAGCUGACAUCCUCCCUUGCAUCGUCAACGCUCACCUCCGACACGGCGAGCACAACCACAACCACGGCGGCUCGGCGACCGGGACUGUCGCGCCCAAAGAUCAAACCACACGUCUCGACCGCCCUCCCCGCAGCCAUCAACUCAGACACACUAUACUCGUAUGAGAAGCGCACGUCUGCCAUCGUGGCGGCCAUCCGCAGCUUCACGCAGGCCCACCCCUCCGCCGAGGCGGCCCUGGCGCAAUCCUCAGACGGAUCGCGCAUCACGAUCCCCGUCUCCGAGGCAUCGGAGCCGGUGGUCGUCCCCGCCCAUGUCGCCAUGAGCACCCCCACAGACGACCUCGCCGGCGCCGGGGGGGUGCUCGCCUUGCCGCGUCUGCAGAGACUGCGAAGACAAUGGAUCGGGCUUAACAGGGCGUAUAUCGGCCAGGCAGGCAAAUCGAACUAUGCUCUCGAUCAAGUGGGCGAUGCAUUUGUACGGUUUUUGAACGCGGAAAUAGACACGACACAUACUUAA
Messenger RNA from Penicilliopsis zonata CBS 506.65, 1185 nucleotides. RefSeq lists its product as hypothetical. The transcript is spliced from 3 exons. Lineage: Eukaryota; Fungi; Ascomycota; Eurotiomycetes; Eurotiales; Aspergillaceae. Bases 1 to 1185 code for a protein of 394 amino acids. The record is from RefSeq and is a predicted model, not a curated record.